This is a messenger RNA of Echinostoma caproni, 978 nucleotides long. NCBI's taxonomy places the organism in Eukaryota, Metazoa, Platyhelminthes, Trematoda, Plagiorchiida, Echinostomatidae. The record is from the annotation of a GenBank genome assembly.
AUGGAUUGUGAAAAAUUACCGCUGAAAAUCGAACACAUUCAACAGCUGCUUGUCGUUUCUGUGGCCACAUGCAUCCUAUGGGAAGAAGCAAAAAGCGGAAUCAUUUUGCAGCAAANNGUGUUUUGGAAGAAAGAAUCAACAUUAGAACCUCACAUUCAAGCAGCUGAUUGUGUCGGUGGUGUACAACUACCAGCCAAAUGGAAAGGCAUAUUUGCUAAACUGUUGGUGAAUGGGGAAGAAAUAACGUUCCAACUAGAUUCUGGUGUGUUCGUCAACAUAAUACCGAGAAAUUUCCAACCCGAUAUCAAAUUGGACUCUACCCAGACGAGAUUAGUUAUGUGGAACGAUGCAAACGUGGAGCCGAAAGAAGAAACCAUUAUUACACUGAAGAAUUCCAGAAACGGAGUCGCGAGUUUUAUCGUCGUGGAGCCGGGUUAUGUUCCAAUUCUUGGAUACGAGUCCAUCGAGCGACUUGGUUUGGUAUCGUUUAACUAUGAUUCAUUUGUUCAUCACGUUUGUAAAGACAGUGAAUACUACCUGGAAAAGUAUACCUCUGUUUUUGAUGGAAAACUGGGAAAUUUGGCAAGAACUGUGACACUUCACAUAAACGACGCAGCCCAGCCCCUUGUUUUACCAACGCGGCCGUCCCCACUUGCUGUUGGAGAGGAAUUUUCGCGCGAAGUGAAUAACCCUAUCACAAGGGGCGUUUUGGAGAAAGUUGAUGAACCAACGGACUGGGUGAGUCAUGUUGUGGUGGUGACGAAAACGUCUGGAGAAUUGAGAUUACGUAUCGAUCCGAAACCAUUAAACAAGGCAUUAAGACGGGAGCACUUCACUCUACCCAUUUUUGACAAUAUACUGCCGAAAUUAGCUAAUACAAGAUACUUCACGAAGGUGGAUUUAGCCUAUGCAUUUUGGCAUUUAGAGCUAGACGAUAGAUCAAGCUACUUGACCACUUUUGGCUCGCCACUCGGGUGA